Molecule: messenger RNA, 1959 nt
Organism: Diospyros lotus (date-plum)
Lineage: Eukaryota; Viridiplantae; Streptophyta; Magnoliopsida; Ericales; Ebenaceae
Product: WAT1-related protein At1g09380
Exons: 8
Coding region: 147-1337 (396 amino acids)
Cellular component (GO): plasma membrane
Molecular function (GO): transmembrane transporter activity
Source: RefSeq, a predicted model, not a curated record
AGAAGAAGAAGCGAAAGAGGUAAAAGAAGAUAAAGAAGAAUCCAAGGAGGGAGACAGAAGUGGAGGCGGUGGCGAUGACUUAGAUCUCAAGCUGUCUCUGUAGCGGCUCAACAAUGGCUCUCCUGGAUGUUGAAAAUUAAGGAGCCAUGGCCGUCGGCGGUGGCAGCUUCUUGCCAUUCUUGACCAUGGUUCUUGUGCAGUUGGGCUAUGCCGGCAUGAACAUUCUCUCCAAACUCGCCAUGGAUUCCGGCAUGAACCCUCUCGUCCACGUCGCUUAUCGCCAAAUCUUCGCCGCCAUUAUUCUUGCUCCCUUGGCUUUCUUCCUAGAAAGGAAAACGAGGCCUAGGAUGACACUUCCCAUUCUCUUUGAGAUGUUCUUAUCUUCCAUUUUUGGGGCAACCACGAAUCAAGUUCUUUACUUUGUGGGGCUACGAAAUUCGACUGCAACAGUCGCCUGCGCCUUGUCGAACUUGCUGCCAGCCUUCACCUUCAUACUCGCUGUUCCAUUCGGGCUGGAAAGAGUGAUAAUCAAGAGUAGGCCAGGGCAAGCCAAGGUAUUGGGGACAAUUGUUUGUGUGGGCGGAGCCAUAUUACUGUCAUUCUACCAUGGAAGCCCAAUUUUUGGACAAUCAAGCCUUCACUGGAGAUAUGCAGAGAACCUGCAGGGAAAAGGGAGAUCCAGCAGCCAUGCCAACAACUUCAUCUUAGGCCCCUUUCUACUCAUAACCAGCACCAUUUCUUGGGCAGUAUGGUUCAUCAUCCAAGCGAGGAUGAACGACAAGUUUGCAGCUCCUUACACAACCUCGGCGCUAAUUUGCUUCAUGGCCAGCAUCGAGUGUGUGAUAAUUGGCCUCUUCGUGAAACAUGACAUAGCGGCAUGGUCGCUCCUCAAGCCGCCCAGUAUCAGACUUGUUUCCAGUCUCUAUGCCGGUGUUGUGUCUACUGCACUAGCACUAUGCCUCAUGUCAUGGUGUAUCCAAAGGAAAGGUCCUCUCUAUGUCUCAGUAUUCAGUCCCUUGCUGCUCGUGAUAGUGGCCGUCUUCAGCUGGGCACUGCUCGAUGAAAAGUUAUACGUGGGAACUGUUGUAGGGUCUCUUCUGAUUGUCUUGGGGCUCUAUGGUGUUCUCUGGGGGAAGAACAGAGAGAAGAAUGCAGCAAACAACGCCGAGGAUGGAGAGGAAGUGAAGGACUUGGAAUUGCAGUUUCCCAAUGCCAAUGGAGUAGUGAAGAACAUGGACUUGCAGUUUUCUGAGCUCUCAAAUGGCAAUGGAGUGAAGGAGGAGUUGGAAUUGAAGUUUUCUGAGCUUUCGAAUGGCAAUUUGCCCGCGACAAACUAGGCGAAGAAGAAAUGGGAUCCGCGAGUAACUAUGUACCUCAGAUGAUCAGAUCAGUAUGCAAUCAAGUCUCUGGUUCUGCAAUGGCUUCUCUAACACCGAGUGUGGCAAAUUCUCUAGGAGAGAGCCUGGUAGAGAGAGAGAGAGAUGAAGGAAUUAUCAUGCGAAGGGCAUUCAGAUUUUAAUUAGAACUUUCUUUCCUCAUGAUCUUGUUUGCCUCUUGAGGGUUUGGUGGGCAAGCACUAGAUCCAAAUAGUGAGAUGCUCUGCACAUAUGAGCAAUAUCCAAAGAUCCAUGAGGAGCAUAUAUGUCUGGUCCGGGUCCAUUUAUAAAUGGAUCUGGUCUGGCCAAGAUCCAACCUGUUGAUAAGCCUACACGCACUUGCAAGUAGGGCAUGGCAUGCUUCCUAAGUCUACAAACAAGACCAUAACUUUUACUGCAAACUCUAACAAACUCACAAGACACUGCAUUCCUUGUAAUAUUCCCAAUAAACAAGUUCACAAAAGGCCACAUUGCCCACAGCCAAGAUUACACAAGUUCACAUGACCACUUUGUCCGUAGUCCAAAUAAAUGUAACAUUACAAGUUAACAAUGCAGAAGUCCAUAAGUUCAAGGGCUUAUCCUC